AUGGAUAAAAUCGAAGGAAGGGAAAGUAAAGUAGCAGAGCCGCUUCUGAUGAUUUCGGGAGUGAUGAAGGGACUGACCGACCAGGAACUGACGGAGAAGUUACUAAGAGGAAAAGUAGAUAUAGACAGUGUGCUGCACUAUGUGGAGGAGUACCUGGGGCUGGCGAUGUGUUAUCGCUGCUGUAGGUUUGGCCAUAUUGCGAAGCAUUGUAGGGCGGCCGAGGUGUGUCACAGGUGCGGGGGAGGUCAUGAUGGGCAAAAUUGUGGGCAGAGUACAAGAAAAUGCAUAAAUUGCUACAAAAUGUUUGGCAAGGUUCGGGAACAUAGCGCGGGGGACAGUGACUGCCCGGCCAUGAAGGACAAAAUUAAAAGUGAAAUACCAGAUGUGAUAAUGAUUCAGGAACCGUAUCAAAAUUUUACAGGGUUUUUCGGAUAUGAUACGUUUAGAAUUGGGGAUCGGGUAAAAGUUAUCACUCUGAUAAGACAGGGAGUGGGAAGGGCGUGGAUGAGGAGGGAAAUUAGUUAUGAGAAUGUGAUGGUGGUUGUUCUAGAGGGGGUAGGAAGUGACGGGGACAUGCUGAUGGUAAACGUCUAUGACGAGCCCCCUGAUGCUCGGAAUGCUCAGUCGAGAUUCCGAGAUUUGUCGGGGUGGCUCGAAAGUAGGCGAGAGAGGAUUCUGAUGGCCGGGGAUUUCAAUGGUAAGAAUGUAGCAUGGGGUGGAACGGAGACGGACGAAAGAGGAGAAGAAAUUCUAGAAUGGACGGUGAUGCAUGGAUGGAACAUUGAGAAUUCCCAGGAUGACCCUCCCAGCUUCUCUUCCAAUAGGGGGAGAAGUUGGGUGGAUCUGGUAUUGAGUAAAGGGGUGAAGGUAAAGGACAUAAUUGUAGACAGAGAGGAGGAAAGUUUGAGUGACCACUAUUACAUCUCAUACGGGGUGGAAUUUGGAAAAAUCGCUAAAGGAAAAGGGAGAUGGAGGUACGAGGGAUAUUUGGAGGAGCGGGGGCCGGCCCAGCAGCGAUUGGGAGUAGAGGAAAGGGGUGCUCUUCUGCAGGGUGCAGUGCAGGAGGCCUGCAGGAGAGAAUUGAGUAAAAGAAAGAAAAGAAGGAGGAGACUAAAAGACUGGUGUACAGACGAACUGACUCACGAAAGACGAGAAGUUAGGAGGGCGCGAAAGGAUUUCCAAAUUGUUAGUGACGAUGACGAUGACAGGGACAGACUGCGGAGGGAAUAUUUGGUAAAAACAAACGCGUAUAAGCAUAAAAUUAAGGCGGUGAAGAUGAAGGCUAUGGAGGAGGAAUUAGAGGAAAUGGGGGAUAGAGUGUGGGAGAUUUGUAAAAGAUGGGUUAAGGGGGGGAAAAGAGAAGUGAAAGAGAAUAUGAGAAGGGAAGAUGGGAGUUUUACGGGCACAGUAGAGGAAACAUAUGAAGAAUUGGUGAGGAAAUAUUUUCCAGAGGACAGAUUAGAGGAUGAUGAGGCGGAGCACGGGGAAAUAAGGAGGGAAUACUAG
Anoplophora glabripennis (Asian longhorned beetle) is the source of this 1506-nucleotide messenger RNA. RefSeq lists its product as uncharacterized. The record is from RefSeq and is a predicted model, not a curated record. Bases 1 to 1506 code for a protein of 501 amino acids. Gene Ontology annotation, molecular function: catalytic activity; nucleic acid binding; zinc ion binding. The transcript is spliced from 4 exons. NCBI's taxonomy places the organism in Eukaryota, Metazoa, Arthropoda, Insecta, Coleoptera, Cerambycidae.